This is a messenger RNA of Penicillium longicatenatum, 1818 nucleotides long. Its product is annotated as SGNH hydrolase. NCBI's taxonomy places the organism in Eukaryota, Fungi, Ascomycota, Eurotiomycetes, Eurotiales, Aspergillaceae. Gene Ontology annotation, molecular function: triacylglycerol lipase activity. The record is from RefSeq and is a predicted model, not a curated record. The transcript is spliced from 4 exons. The coding region runs from base 1 to 1818 and encodes 605 amino acids. Gene Ontology annotation, biological process: triglyceride catabolic process.
AUGGGUGCUUCGCACCUGAAUUAUCUUUCCAUUCGCUUGAAAUUCGCCGCAGUGGGUGAUUCAUUCACCGCUGGCAUAGGCGCCGGCAAAAUCUAUAGUACUGGCAAAUCGGAUGUCUCGUGUUCUCGCUAUGACAUGUCUUACCCUGCUGUCAUGAAUCGGUUUAUUGGAGGCGCAGACUUCAGCUAUUUGGCAUGCUCGGGAGACACCUCCACGGACAUAUCCACCCAGAUCGAUAACUUGGAUUCUGAUCAGGAUCUGGUCGUCUUGACUGCCGGUGGCAAUGACUUGUGCCUGUCAUCUAUGAUCGCAAGUUGUGUUGUGUCUCCUGUGUCAUCUGAAUCGGCUUGCCAAAAAACAAUAGACCACGCGAGUGAUGGCAUAGAUGACUACUUGAGUGAUAACAUCAAGUCACUCUUAGAGAAGCUUGAUGACAAGAUGGCUGAUAAUGGUAUUGUUGUCUUUGUUCUCUAUGCAGAGUACUUUGAUGUCACGAGCGAUGAAUGUGCCACUGAGCAGAAUUGGGCAUUCCCAUUGGGGUUUGCUCUAUCGCUGACCACGGAGCGUCGGGAAACCUUCAAUGAUCUCGUGCAGAAAACCAAUGCGGCACUGAAGAAAGGCGCAAAAGCUGCAUCGACGAGUAAAAUGACCCUUACGAUUGCCGAUUGGGACCCGUGGGUGAAGCUCAGAAAAGGUCACAUGUGCAUGCCGGGGGCAAGUCCUGAUCCCAACGAUUCGUCAAACGAUGACUUGAUGUUUUUCAAGCUGAACACCAGAUCCAUGAAGGGUAAUAUCGUUCAUGAUGAGUUGAGAAGACGGGGCGAUGGGGCUGGUGGCCUCGAUUGGCUCACGGUUGCGCAGAAUAUUACCGAGCUGGAGAUGGAAGAGGCCGAACACAGAAAGAGGUGGGAGGCUGCAAUUGAGUUACAAAAGCUCGCUGAGAGAGACAUCACAGCCGCGUCGUGUGACUCCGGCCUCAUCCAGAAGUUGAUUGGCGUCGUAUUAGGCGACGGAGUUGGCAAAAUCUUCCAUCCCAAUGAAUUGGGGCACACUGCCAUUGCCUCAUAUGCCCUGGAUGCGGCUUUACAAGCCCGAGCACAGCUUCUAGGAGAGGACGUUGGAGACAGUUGUGUCGCUUCCACGACUUUGACCUGUAGUCAAAAGUCCGGGUCAAAGAAGUACGCCAGCGAUUUUUCGUUGUAUUCCAACACUGCGGACUUCUGCUCCAGCGUGAAAAGCAAUGCGCCCAGUAAUGGUCGCACCAACUGGGAGUACGAGAAGACCUAUUAUUCUGGAACUCUCGAUGAGAGUACCUUCAAGCUGCAACUUGCCAACGGGGCCAGCGAGUUUGAUGAAGAUUCCUGCAACACCGCUGUGAAUUCGAUCCUGGACGACUGCGACGGCAAUGAUGCAUCUAACCCGAUGAAUUUCAAGUUUGGCGGUACUCUUGUCGAUGGAAGUUAUACAUAUACCAUCUCGCCCCAGCGCAGCAACCGUCCAUGGCCUGUCCCGACGGAGCCCACGGGAAGCUGCACGGGGAAGUACAAAUUCCUUUGGGAUUCGUAUGACAUUUAUGGAACCGGUUGGGCAUCAUGGGACUCCGGCCAGAAGAGCCUGAGGCCAAAUUCCACCAACUGUUUCGGCCUCGGUCUCACCAAGUGGAAUUUCGAAUAUUAUGACGAGCCUGACUCUAAUGGGAUGGAAUGGCAUGCUUCCUUCCGUUCUCCCAUCUGGACGCGGAGUAGAUGUUUCAAUAACAACAAGGUCCAAUCAGGCGCCGGUGGACCGAGUUCCGGUGGCUGUUCGGGCAAUGGAUAG